Kluyveromyces marxianus DMKU3-1042 is the source of this 462-nucleotide messenger RNA. It is a transcript of the gene SRP21, whose product is annotated as signal recognition particle subunit SRP21. The record is from RefSeq and is a predicted model, not a curated record. Lineage: Eukaryota; Fungi; Ascomycota; Saccharomycetes; Saccharomycetales; Saccharomycetaceae. Bases 1 to 462 code for a protein of 153 amino acids. The transcript has a single exon.
AUGGGUGGAUUUGAUUUGGACACGUUUAUCACGAGCAGUUUGAAGGUAUUAGAGACAAAUGGGUCAGGAACGAAUGUGGUGAUGAAAUAUAAGCCUGGGAAAAAACGGUCUGUAGUGAAGUUCAGGACGAAGAACGAUCGUUUGGGGCUUAGUUACGGGUUUAAGACGAGGGAUGCUAAGGAGGUGUCGCGUGGGCUAAGUGCGAUGGGGCCUACUGGUGUGAGUCUUCCAUUGGGACGGGUUGGGAAGCGAGUUUACAAGAAGAAGGUGUUGGAUCUUCCUGGGAUGAGCACGCUUAUGGUGAACAGGAAGGUGAAGAAGGCGCCAGAGCAGGUUGCAGCUGCUCCUGCAGCAGCAUCUAAGAGCCAUGAGGGUGGAAAGGCAGCUUCAAAGACGUCGACGACGGCGCCAGCAGGAGGAAAAGGAGGGAAGAAGAAGUCGAAGAAGAAGUCCAAGAAAUGA